AGUUUCCAGCCCCUUCGAAGACUCCCCCCACAAUGAAGCUGUUUCUGCCUGCCUUGUUUCUGCUCGGGACUUUGUGUGUGAAUUUUGCUCACUCCCUAGAAUGCCACGUAUGCUGCGGGCCUGAGAGCUGCCGGGCUCCUGUCGAAUGCUCCCCAACAGACAAGUACUGUCUGAUUACCAGGGCAAUCAACUCAAUCAACCCAAGCCAUAUCCUGGUGAUGAAGUCCUGUUCCCCAACGUGCCCGAACAGCACCAUCUCAAAUGAUGGACAUGCCAUUUCUGUUACCUGCUGCCAAGGAAAUAGAUGCAAUGGAAAGGGGGUCGCAGAUGCUUCCACCAGCCUAGUUAUCAGUCGAGGGGUUCUGUUGGUGUCUGUCUCCACAAGCCUCCUAUGGAUGCUCCUCAGAGCUUCCUGGUGAGGAGGUUUUCCUUGUCCCUACCCCCUCCACUGUCCCUAAAGUUUUCUGUUCCCAAGAUCUCUUUAUUUAGGACAGUACCUCCAACACUGAAGGACAAAUUUCCUCCCAGGAAAAAAGACCCACAGGACAGGGUCUUGCCCCUUCCCCCAGAUCCUUCAGGAAAUCUAAAAGGGGCAUUCUGUCCAGUGGGCUGGUUCCUCAGGUAUGAGCCUGGACAACUCCCAGUAUUACCAUUUCUCUUUUACCUUUUCUCUUCCCUUUCUUAUUUAGGGUGUUGAUCUUUUCCUUUCUGUUUUUCUGCCCCACUGAAGAUGAAUUAAAAAAGGUUCUCUGUUUGGGGGUGGUAUAGCCACCCUCAGGAGGGGGAGGGGAACUAUGAGAUUUUAAUGUUUUAAUUAAAUAAUCACUUCCCUCUCUCUUCUUCUCUACCUCUGUCCCACUAAACACUGACCCUCUUUCCCCUCUUUAAUCUUUGAGAGACUCAAUGUAGCCCCUCCUACAAGGCCAAUCAGAGUGAUAAAUGUGGCCUCACUGAAAAUAGCAACUUUUAAUCAUGGCCACCCCUUUAAAUGGAUCACCCCAUCAUCAUGUGACCGUGUGGCUUGGAGACAGGAUGGGGGAUGGAGAUGAAGGGUAUAUGCUUUCCUACAACCAUCCUAUGAGCAAUAUUGGGGGGGGAACAAGGGAAAGGGUAGAAGCACCUCAGGCAAUAAGUUUUCCCUAGAAGCUGAGGAGUUGGGAUUAGGGUGAAGGGUGCCACAUUGCCUGGAUCAGAGAGUCCACCUUGAUAUUCCCACCUACCUCACAGGGAUGUUGUGAGAGGAAAAAAUAAUAAAAAUACU
This is a messenger RNA of Monodelphis domestica (gray short-tailed opossum), 1261 nucleotides long. Its product is annotated as ly-6/neurotoxin-like protein 1. NCBI's taxonomy places the organism in Eukaryota, Metazoa, Chordata, Mammalia, Didelphimorphia, Didelphidae. The record is from RefSeq and is a predicted model, not a curated record. Gene Ontology annotation, cellular component: plasma membrane.